UCAGAUAUUCUCAAUCGAUAAGGCAAAAUCAGAGAAGAAAGAAAGGUCGCGGAUUCCAGAGACGAGCGGCGAUGGGAGGACACGGAGCUGUAGAGGUGGCCAAGACCGUGAUCGAGGUCGCUGACGUGGCGUGGAAGGCGAUGGAGUGCGUCGACCACUUCCACCACCACCACCACCACCACGAGGAGGAAGAAACCAAGGCCGGCACGAUUUCCGACGACGAACUGGACGCGCUGCGAGCCGAGAAUAGGCGGCUGAGGAAGUCGCUGGAGGAGAAUCUCAAGCUGCUCGAAAACCUAACCGAGUCUCCUUCUCUGUUGAACGAUUGCCCUCCUGACCUGUACGCGCGGCUUGUAGCUGCAGUGAAUUCUGAGAACUUCGUGACGAGAAUUAAAGCGAUUAAGCAUAAGUCUGUGGAUUGCAAUCACUUUCCUUUCAGGGUUGCUACAGGGAGUGAUUUGGAGGAAGCUGAGAUUAUGAUCAAUGUGAACCAGAAGGAGCCGAGCUGGUGGGUGUGGGUGACAGAGGAUAUGGUUCCGGGGAAGGUGGAGGAGAGGAGUGGGAUUGAUAAUGAUACUUAUGUGGUUGUUAGUGAGGAGCAUGUGGUGGAUGGGGUGGCUGAUUUUAUGGCUAAGUGUAUUAUGGCUAACCCGAAAGCUGCGAAUAUGAAGCCGGAGGAGUUGCAGAAAAUUGUAGCAAAAGCAAUGGUUGGUGUGAGUAAAUUGGAGAAGGUUUUGGGAAUUUGGCAUGCUGGGAAGCUGUUUUAUGCCCUGUCCACUUGGGGACUUGCUCUAGCCGGGUUGUACCAGACCCGUGCCGUAUUAAAGAUUGCUGCAAUGGGGGUGCAUACAACAGGCAAAGUGCUUAUGAGGGCAAUGUGAGACGUGCGUUGCCCCUUGCAACUGAAUUGUACUAUAUUUCUCAUCUGCACUUAGAUUGUGUUUGGAUAGUUAUAAGAAUUCCCAUCCGAUGUGUAUAAUUGUAAAUACCUCUUGCUCUUGUAUCUGAACUCGAUUGGUUAAUGGUAUCGACUGUUUGAUUGAUUCUA
Argentina anserina (silverweed cinquefoil) is the source of this 1048-nucleotide messenger RNA. RefSeq lists its product as uncharacterized. The transcript has 6 exons. The record is from RefSeq and is a predicted model, not a curated record. Bases 72 to 881 code for a protein of 269 amino acids. NCBI's taxonomy places the organism in Eukaryota, Viridiplantae, Streptophyta, Magnoliopsida, Rosales, Rosaceae.